This is a messenger RNA of Chelonus insularis, 2547 nucleotides long. It is a transcript of the gene Su(var)3-9, whose product is annotated as eukaryotic translation initiation factor 2 subunit 3-like. The coding region runs from base 153 to 2108 and encodes 651 amino acids. Gene Ontology annotation, cellular component: cytosol; nucleus; eukaryotic translation initiation factor 2 complex. The record is from RefSeq and is a predicted model, not a curated record. Gene Ontology annotation, biological process: formation of translation preinitiation complex. The transcript is spliced from 4 exons. Gene Ontology annotation, molecular function: translation initiation factor activity; histone H3K9 methyltransferase activity; GTP binding. NCBI's taxonomy places the organism in Eukaryota, Metazoa, Arthropoda, Insecta, Hymenoptera, Braconidae.
AUCUGUUGCCGGUCGCGUCACGCGUCACAGUUAUUCUUUACAAUCAAUUUUAACCAAUAAUUAAUAUCAAACUUAGUGUAAAUUAUUUUAAUAAAUAGUUAUUAUCAUUAGUACUUCAUUUUGAUAAAAUCUAUUAAUUUAUAUAAUUUAAAAUGGGCGGUGAAGAAGGUCUCGGAGUAACAACUGGGCAACCAAAUCUUUACAAACAAGAUUUGUCGAAGCUGGAUGUGAAAAAAAUCACAGCUCUCUCACGUGAAGUAAUAAGUCGCCAAGCAACAAUUAAUAUAGGAACUAUUGGACAUGUCGCUCACGGAAAGUCUACAAUUGUUAAAGCUAUAUCAGGAGUGCAAACUGUCCGUUUUAAGAAUGAGUUGGAGAGGAAUAUUACAAUUAAACUUGAAGAUCCUGCAGCGGAGACUCCCAGCGGUGAAUUAGCAGAUGUGCCUGGACAUGAUGAUACUUGUGAUAUGCCGCCAUUAUGUGAAAAACGGUCAAGAGCAACAAGUUUAUCUCCACCACCAUCGAAACGUUCACGAAAAGAAGCAAGGAAAAAAAAAUCUCUUGAUGAUACUUCUAAACUAACAAUAGCCACACCCACAGCCACAGAAGUAAUGACAAUCAAAGAUGAAAUUAAUGAUGAACCCGAAGCAAUUGAUGUUAAAGAUUUACCAAAUUCUAAUGAAAAGAAAGAAAGUAAACAAAAUAGUAGUAAAAAGAAGAAAAAAUCAAAAAAAUUAUCAACCGAAGAUACGGAUAUUUACGAAGUAGAAAAAAUUUUAGAUAAAAAAUUAAGGAAUGGUACUGUAUAUUACUACAUCAAAUGGAAAAAUUGGGCAUCUGAACAUAACACAUGGGAGCCUAAAGAUAACUUGACCAAUUGUCCCGAAUUAAUAGCAGAUUUCGAAAGCAAUCAAACUGAUUUACUAGAAAAUUUUCGUCAAAAAGAGAAUUUCUAUCCAACUACUGCAGACAUUGAGCAAUAUAUGGCUCGGUUGAUCAGAAAGAAGAGAUCUAUUGAUAAUGUUCAAUUUAAUGACUCUGAGUUGAUGAAGAACAUUAAAUUGUACAUGGAACAUCAGUCUUUAUCACCAUCAGAAAAUUCGGAAUAUAUUGAACUAGUAAAAAAGAUCAAAAAAGCCAUAUUGAAUAUGAUGUUCUGUAGUUUUCGCCGUGAUCAGUUGGAUGCUCUGAAUGAAUGGGAACAUGAAAUCAAUAGUAUAACAAAAAAGAAACCGUCAAUUGAAAUAGAAAAUGAUAUUGACUUAGAGUCAGCUCCGACUGAUUUUUUCUAUAUUGAAGAUUACCUCCCUGGUGCUGGAGUAAUUAUACCUGAUGAACCACCAAUAGGGUGUGAUUGUUCUUCUUGCGAUGCAAGUUCAAAAUGUUGCUACGCACAAUAUGACAGUGUUUUUCCAUAUACAAGCUCAUGCAAAGUACGUGUUCCACCAGGAACACCAAUUUAUGAGUGCAACAAACGAUGUAAAUGUAAAGAAAAUUGCAAGAACCGAGUAGUCCAACGUGGAUCUACGCUAACUUUAUGCAUUUUUCGGACUUCAAAUGGUCGUGGUUGGGGAGUGAAAUCGAAGAAACCUAUUAAAAAAGGCACUUUUAUCACGGAAUACGUAGGAGAAGUGAUAACAAGUGAAGAAGCUGAAAAACGUGGAAAAGAAUAUGAUGCCGCUGGACGAACAUACUUAUUCGAUCUUGACUACAAUGAAGUUGAAGAUCAAUGUCCAUACACUGUUGAUGCUGCAAUUUAUGGAAAUGUUUCACAUUUUAUUAAUCAUUCCUGUGAUCCUAAUGCGGCAGUUUAUGGAGUAUGGAUUAAUUGCUUAGAUCCGAAUUUACCGAAAUUAGCAUUGUUUGCUACGAGAGAUAUUGCGAUUGAUGAAGAAAUAACAUUCGAUUAUAUGCGAGAAACUACAAGCAAAAUUGAUAAGAAUAAAAAGAAUAUAUCCAUUAAAUUAAAUGGUGAUACGAGUGGAAUUCAUAAUGAAUCUUUGUCUAGACAACGUUUAGAAUUACCACCAGAAGAUGAAGUUGAUAAAACUAAAAACCGGAUGAGAUGUAAAUGUGGUGCUAAAGCCUGUAGACAGUAUCUUUUUUAAACUUUGAACUAUUUUCGUUUCAUAGUUAACUAGAUAACUUUUAUUAUUAUUAUUAUUACCAUUACAAUUUUUAGUUUGUUCUAGUAUUUGUUUUUUCAUUACGGUUAUUUGUUGGUUUAAAAAUUGAGACAAAUAAAUUAAAAAACAGCAUAGUUAAUAUUUGUUAAUAUAUCAAUCGGAAUUAAAGAAAAUAAAGAUCGUUGUGCCUAAAGUUACUUCUAUAAUUAAUGAAUUGUUUUAAUUGUUGUGAUUCUCGAUAUAGAUACUGUUAUCGUCAUUCGAACAUUACAGAAAUACUUAACAAUGUUUAUUGGGAAUAAAAUGUAUAACUGCCAAACUAGCUUAAGUUAUUUUUUAUCAGAAGUUACAGCUAUUAUUGAUGUAUAAAUUUAUAAAUAAUACAAUAGGUUUAAUAAUAAUUAUUAUUAUACUCGAAAAA